CACCGUUCAUGCAAUCCUCGCUCAGUUCGAUUCCCAUUCACGUUCUAUCUCCUGAAUCACUCCGAAACCCUUGCCCCGCCGUUUAUUUCCUCUGUCGCCGUUAGGUUUCCGUCACCCUCUUCUCUCUCAUUUCCUCCUCUACAUAAUUCAUCGACUCCUAUCCUGAAUCAUCCACAUCGUGGGAUUUCGUUUCUUAGGAAUUAGAAUAGAAUUGUUUCUGGUUCCAUUUUUGCAGUUUUUUUUCUCCAUUUUGUGCUGUUAGAAUUUCCUUCUUCUGACGGAUCGGCGUGGGGAUUUCGGGGUCCUGUAAGCGUGGUUGUGGCUCCCGUUCUGUUGUGACCGGAAUCUCUUUUUGCUUCUUUUGAGGGGGUAGCCGGGGCCCCGGCCUCGGCGGGUUCUAAAGCCCCCACCUGAUACAACAUCUUUCGAUUCGGUUUUAGAAAUAAUCUGCUGCAUUUUGUUAUUGAUUCUUUGAUUCUUUUCCAACCUAUCAAAAAGAACAGAUCGGGAGAGAGAUGCCUGCCCUCGCUUGCUGCGUAGACGCAGCCGUUUCCCCUCAGCCCUACGCGUUCUCCGGCUGGGAUAGCGUUCUUCCCGCUUCUCCGCCGUCACACAACACCUCCUCCGUGGCCUCUGCUUCCGCCGUUCCCGCAGUCUGGUCGCCCGCCCACUCUGCGUUGCUUUACCGGGUGGACGGGUGGGGCGCUCCCUACUUCACCGUUAAUUCUAACGGGAAUGUCUCUGUCCGCCCGUAUGGCCCCGACACCCUGGCCCACCAAGAAAUCGAUCUUCUCAAGAUCGUGAAGAAUGCUUCCGCCCCGAAAACUUUGGGCGGGCUCGGGCUUCAGCUUCCUCUUAUUAUUCGUUUUCCCGAUGUGCUGAAACAUCGCCUUGAGUCUCUUCAAUGUGCUUUUGAUUUUGCGAUUGAAUCUCAGGGCUAUCAGGCCCAUUAUCAGGGCGUUUACCCGGUGAAAUGCAAUCAAAAUAAGUUUGUGGUUGAGGAUAUUGUGAAAUUUGGGUCGGGUUUCCGUUUUGGUCUGGAAGCUGGUUCCAAACCAGAGCUUCUAUUAGCAAUGAGCAGCCUCUGCAACGGAAGCCCUGAGGCACUCUUGGUUUGCAAUGGAUUCAAGGAUGCAGAGUACAUAUCUCUUGCUCUGGUUGCUAGAAAGCUACAUUUGAACACUGUCAUUGUGCUAGAACAAGAGGAAGAGCUCGAUACCGUGAUUGAGAUCAGUAAGAAACUAGAAGUGCGGCCCAUAAUUGGGGCCCGGGCUAAACUGAGGACCAAGCAUUCAGGCCAUUUUGGUUCUACCUCUGGUGAAAAAGGAAAAUUUGGUUUGACAACAAUGCAGAUUCUCCGCGUUGUUAAGAAAUUACACGAUCACGACAUGCUAGAUUGCCUGCAGUUGCUGCAUUUCCACAUUGGAUCUCAAAUUCCUUCUACUUCUUUGCUGGCCGAUGGUGUAGGAGAAGCUGCACAGAUCUACUGCGAAUUAGUCCGCCUUGGUGCUUGUAUGAAAGUUAUUGAUAUUGGUGGAGGCCUUGGAAUUGAUUACGAUGGCUCAAAGUCUCAAGAUUCUGAUAGUUCUGUUGGGUAUAGUCUUCAAGAUUAUGCUUCAGCUGUUGUUCAAGCUGUUCGACUUGUGUGCGACCGCAAGGGGGUGAAACAUCCAGUAAUAUGUAGUGAAAGUGGCCGUGCAAUUGUUUCUCACCACUCAAUUUUAGUUUUUGAAGCUGUUUCAACAAGUUCCCAUGAUGCUCCGCAGAUAUCUUCUCAUGGGCUCCAGUAUUUUUUGGAGCGGUUGACUGAUGAUGCUCUUUCUGAUUACCGAAAUUUAUCUUCUGCUGCAAUUCACAAUGAGUACGAUACAUGUUUGCUUUAUGCAGAGCAGCUGAAACAGAGAUGUGUUGACCAGUUCAAAGAAGGGUCUUUGGGAAUGGAACAGCUUGCAGCAGUUGAUGCUCUUUGUGAACUGGUGUCAAAUGCAAUUGGUGUUUCUGAUUCUGUCCGCACGUACCAUGUGAAUCUUUCAAUUUUCACCUCGAUUCCUGAUUUUUGGGGCAUUAGCCAGUUGUUUCCGAUUAUUCCAAUUCACAGGCUUGACGAGAGGCCAGCAGUGAGGGGGAUUUUGUCUGAUUUGACUUGCGACAGUGAUGGCAAGAUCGACAAGUUCAUUGGGGGUGAGUCCAGCUUGCCUUUGCAUGAAUUAGAAGGCAAUAGAGGCGUGAAUGGUGAUGGUGGGGCUUCUUAUUAUUUGGGGAUGUUUCUAGGUGGGGCUUAUGAGGAGGCGAUUGGAGGAGUUCACAACUUGUUUGGUGGCCCAAGUGUUGUGCAGGUUUCGCUGAGAGAAGGCCCUCACGGCUUUGCUGUGACACAUGCGAUUCUUGGGCCAUCUUGUGGGGAUGUGCUCCGACUGAUGCAGCACGAGCCUGAGCUUAUGUUCGAGACCCUCAAGCACCGUGUGGAGGAAUUUUCCUCCAGUGAUGGUGGCAGCAGCAGCAUGGCGCUCAUAAAUGGCCUUGCUUGCUCUUUUAAUAACAUGCCUUAUUUGGCGGCAGCAUCCUCUUGCAGCCUGACUGCUGCUGGUAUUAAUGGUUACUAUUGUUGUGACGAUGAGGAUUAUGCAGCUGCUGCUGCUGAUACAGUUACUGCUGAGGAUGAGCAGUGGUCUUACUGUGUUGCUUGAGUUGAUCAUCAUGAAGCUUUUGCAUCUCCAGUGGUUUUACUUCGUGGUUGUGGGCGCCUGUACUGUAAUUUGUCUGUUCCAGCCGAAUCAGAAUUAUUUUCUUUUUGGAUUAGUAUGUUGUUCUUUUCUUGUUCCUUAGUUCGUGGUGAUGUACACGGGUGCAAGAAGCAGGAGCUUGAGUCCUUACGUUCUGUGCAGAAGUGGCUACUUGAGCAGAAUCACUAUGAUUCUGUUUUGAAAUUUGGUACUCAAAAUUCCCCCUUGCUCCUUGUAAUGUUUUCUCCAGUGUCAUCUUGUGUAGACUUUUCUUGUUUGUAAUAAAUUCUUGGUUGAUGUUUA
Molecule: messenger RNA, 3026 nt
Organism: Sesamum indicum (sesame)
Lineage: Eukaryota; Viridiplantae; Streptophyta; Magnoliopsida; Lamiales; Pedaliaceae
Product: arginine decarboxylase
Biological process (GO): L-arginine catabolic process; spermidine biosynthetic process
Molecular function (GO): arginine decarboxylase activity
Source: RefSeq, a predicted model, not a curated record